AAUACUAACGGAGCACUACGACUUUUUAAAAAGGGCGUCACCACUUCCCAUAAUUGGCCCCACUCACAACGAGAAGUUAUCAGUUAAAACAGGAAGGCUGUGCAUCAAAUUCAGACAUACAGCACUCAGGAUGAAAACAGACUGAAAGAAAACACCAAGCAGAAAACAGAAGUAGCUGAAGUGUAAAUAUGAAUUCUUUUCCUCCCAUCUCUGAGAUUCCUCCAGAAUUGACUGUCAUCUGUGCAAGACAUGUGUGUCUCUGCACACAAACCAGAAGAACCAGCUUUUACCAACCACACACCUGAGAGAAUAAGCACAGUGCGCACUGGAUCUGGGAUGCCUGGUCAUGUUGAAGUGCAGAAAUGGAAAACAUCACAACGAACGGGAAUAUUACCACAGAUCACAACAACGAUUUCUAUGCUGCAAUAAUGGAUGAAGAUGUUGGACGUAUCGAAGAGUUGUCAAAGACGUAUGGUAGUAACUACUUCAUCGAAAUACAUAGCAUUUCAAAACGAAAAAUUUUCUUGAAGGGCAUUAGUAUGUAUCCCCUUCAUCUCGCAGCCACUUACAGAAGAGUGAAGAGCAUGAAGAGUCUGCUGUUAGCAGGAGCAGACCCUGAAAUAAGGGACAACCUCGGCAGAACAACGCUACACUUGGUGGUCGACAGCUGGCCUAGAAUGAUGGUUUGUCGUCAUACUGAGUGCACCAAGUUCCAUAUUGUUUGCAUGACUGCACAUAGCCAAGCAGAGGCUUGUCUGCGGCUUCUCUGCGAGCACGGUGUCAACAUCAAUGCUGAGGUGAAGGGAGCGACUCAUCAGACCGCUCUUCAUCUAUCAGCAUGGUCUGCAGCUCUGUCAGCUGUCCGAAUUCUGACCAGCUAUGGUGCCAAUGUUAACGCUGUGGACAGGAUGGGAAUGGUGCCCCUGCAUUCCGCCUCAGGGACGCUCCAUAAGGACAUUAUCAUUAACUUGAUCAAGCACGGAGCAGAUAUCAACAUGCAGGUGGAGCAGUCUGGAAACACUCCUCUACACUUGGCUGGAGUAGGUUUGGCUAUAAAGUCCACUCAACCCCUAGAAGAUGGUAUUAGCUGCAUUACUGAGCUUCUGGAGCACGGAGCCGACCCCAACAUCAUGAACACGGCUGGCAUGACACCUUUACAUGAGGCAUGUAUCAUGGGAAACAGUGAGCUGGUUGACUUGUUGUUGAGUUAUGGAGCCAAUGUCAAUAAGCUGAGCGAAGCCGGAGAGAACUGUCUUUUCAUGUUACUGAACAACAGCGCUAAGGUGAAGGAGAGCUCCCUGCUGAGCAAACUUCUGGGCCUGACUUCACCGCUCACUGUCUACAACCAAAAUGGCCAACUGCCCUCAACCUUGACCCUGCCAUGUUUCUCCAAGCAGAGAGAUCAGCUACUGAAAAUCACUCAGCAGCCAAGACGACUUCAGGACAUUUGCAAGCGUGUUAUAUAUCUACACAAUGUCCGAGAAAAAAGAGAAGAGUUGAGAAAAAUCCUGCCAGGGAGUAUGUAUGAAUUUAUCUUUAACUACUGGGACAUCAUAUAAAACAUAUCCUUUGUGUCACAUGAUGCAAGGGAUCGUAUCAGUGUUACUCCUAGUUGACAUCCAUGUAGUAUAUUAAACUGUGUUAUUAUAGAAAUACGUCAAAUAUUUCAAAUAUACUUUAUAUAUCAAAAUAACACUAAUCACCUUUAGG
Messenger RNA from Sphaeramia orbicularis (orbiculate cardinalfish), 1710 nucleotides. Its product is annotated as ankyrin repeat domain-containing protein 61. Gene Ontology annotation, cellular component: nucleus. The transcript has 5 exons. The record is from RefSeq and is a predicted model, not a curated record. Gene Ontology annotation, biological process: positive regulation of transcription by RNA polymerase II. Gene Ontology annotation, molecular function: protein binding; transcription cis-regulatory region binding. NCBI's taxonomy places the organism in Eukaryota, Metazoa, Chordata, Actinopteri, Kurtiformes, Apogonidae.